This is a messenger RNA of Engraulis encrasicolus (European anchovy), 4996 nucleotides long. RefSeq names its product bone morphogenetic protein 16 (gene bmp16). The record is from RefSeq and is a predicted model, not a curated record. Lineage: Eukaryota; Metazoa; Chordata; Actinopteri; Clupeiformes; Engraulidae. Gene Ontology annotation, cellular component: extracellular region. Gene Ontology annotation, biological process: BMP signaling pathway. The transcript is spliced from 3 exons. Bases 1179 to 2819 code for a protein of 546 amino acids. Gene Ontology annotation, molecular function: growth factor activity; cytokine activity.
AAGGAGAGGACUCUUCGGCGAGAGGAAGGGAAGAGAGGCAGUUAGGAAGCUGCCCAGGGCUCAGGAGAGACCUUUUAUUGCUGUCACACCGCUCAGAGAAAAAAGACAGAUAGAGGAGAGAGAAGAGAAACAGAAACAGAGAGGAAAUGAGAGAAGGAUAAACAGAGAGAGAGAGGAAAGAAGAGAGAAAGCGAAAGAAAAACGAGAAAGAGAGUGAAGCAUAGAGACAAAGAGAGAAAUAGAACUUUAGCUUUGUGUGUGCUCUUUUCCUUUCAUGUCUUUCACUCUGCAUGAGCAUGUUUCCACUCUCCCUCUCCUGUAAUCCUUCUCUGCUGACCGUUUCCAACUGUAUUUCUCUCUCCUUGCUGCUCUGCCCCACUCUUCCUUUCUGCUGCUUUGCCUGUUGAGUGCUUCCUCCUCUCUCUCUCUCUCUUUCUGUCUCUGUGUCUUGCUCUCGGCUCAGAGUGGGAGUGCGGGAGAGUGGGAGAGCACCGGGAUCAGUGGCGUUCGGUCAGAGGCAGGCAGGAUUCAGGAGUCUGACAGGAGGCUAAGGGAAACACUGGAGAGAGAGAGAGAGAGAGAGAGAGAGAGAGAGAGAGAGAGAGAGAGAGAGAGAGAGAGAGAGAGAGAGAGAGAGAGAGGUUGACUUUAGAGAAAAAAAGUGGAGUGGAGUGGAGUGGUGAGUUGGUUGGCUUUAUUAUCGGAGGAAGGCUGGGAGACGAACGAAGGAGUGCUUAUCUGUACACACUGGCAACAGGAUGAGUGGGUGAGGGAGGGAGGGAGAGAGAGAGAGAGAGAGAGAGAGAGAGAGAGAGAGAGAGAGAGAGAGAGAGAGAGAGAGAGAGAGAGAGGGAGAGAGAAUAUAGAGCAAGUGAACAGCUCAUCCAUCCUAGUAGUGACAUGAAGGGGGGAACCUGACUUUAGCCCUCCUGUGCUGUGACUGGGGAUAAACCUCAGAGGGAAAAAAAAGCCGGACGGAGAAAGAGAGGGAUAUAUUUCUGAAGAGUCAGAAAGAGAAAAUCGAGGAAACAAGAAGGAGAGAAAAGAGUAAGAAGGAGUUCACAGUUUUCUCCUCUUUUUUGAGCGCGGGAGAGAGCGUGAGGCAAGGGUUCGUAACACUGGAGCUCAAGGACAAACCAUGGACUCUGUACACUAUCUACAACGCCUGGACGUCCACCAUGUUCCCUGCUAGCCUCCUGGUGCUCCUGAUGAUCCUGCUGCUACCUCACGCCUCGUCGGGUCGCCAGGGGCAGGGGGAUGUUGACUGGCCUCCACUGCAGCUAGAACCUUCAUCAUCAUCAUCAUCAUCAUCAUCAUCAUCAUCACCAUCAUCCUCAUCAUCAGCCUCAUCAUUGCCUGAGGAAGACGAUUCAUCGCCACCACCUCCACCUCCAUCGCCAUCGCUGGCCCAGACCAUCCAGAACCUGCUCCUCAGCCGCCUGGGCCUGCAGUCACGCCCGGACCCCCGGCCCGGAGGCACCGCUGCCGUGCCCCAGUACCUGCUGGACCUGUACCGCUUCCACUCGCAGCAGUACCACCUGAUCCAGGACCCGCACUUCAGCUACCCUAGCCAGCAUGUGCAGGGCGCCAACACCGUGCGCAGCUUCCAGCACACAGAUACCAGAGACCCUGAGCAGGACUCCUCCUCCAAUGAGGCAGCAGAACGGGUCUUCAUCUCCUUCAACGUGUCGUCCAUCCCCGAAGACGAGAGCAUCGUGUCAGCUGAGCUGCGCUUCCUGCGCGGGCCCCUGGGCGCGGGCCCCAACGAGGGCCCCCACACCGUCAGCCUGUACCUCUCCAGGGGCCACGACGACCCCCGGCCCCGCCUGCUGGAGUCCCGCCGGGUGACUCGGCCGGAUGCCCUCACCUCUCACCGCACAGCAUUAUGGGAAACCUUCACCCUGGCCAGCGAGCUGUUUGGCCAGAGGGAUCUCCAGGAGUGGCCCGAGAGUUUGACCUUUCUGCUGGAGGUUGCCGCAGAGGAUGAUGGUCCUGCUGCUGGUGGUGGCCAUGACUCCAGGAAGGUCCUGGAGGAGAACAGUGGACAGUCUGGGGAGAACAAGGGUGAUGCAGGCAGGCAGAGCCGCCUGAGGGUGAGGAGAGAGGCCGGGCAGGAUGAGAGCAGCUGGGCUCACCAGCGGCCCCUGCUGGUGACGUAUAGUCACGACGGCCGAGGGCAGCCGCUGAUCCCUCGCAGCAAGCGGAUUCCCCCGGUAGGAGGACGGGGGUCAAAGAGAGGAGCAGGGAGGAAGGGACGCGAGGGCAAAGGUGGAGGGCGUGGUGGUGGUGACAGGGAGCGCGAACGCAGUUCAGACAGAGGUCGAGACCGCAACCGAGACCGAGAGCGCACUCGCGACCGAGACUCGCACCUCGAUUCUGGCUCGCCGGAGUCCUCGGACUGGCGUGGUCACGGCGCUGGCGGCGGCGACAGCUGGUGGUCGUCGGACCGCGGCCGCGUCAAGCGCAACAACGGCCGGCGCGCCGCCAAGCUGAAGCACAUGGCGCGCGCCCGCUGCCGGCGCCACCCGCUCUACGUGGACUUCAAGGACGUGGGCUGGAACAAGUGGAUCGUGGCGCCCAGCGGCUACGACGCCUUCUUCUGCCUGGGCGAGUGCCGCUUCCCGCUGGCCGACCACAUGAACUCCUCCAGCCACGCCAUGGUGCAGACGCUGGUCAACUCGGUCAACGGCGCCGUGCCCAAGGCCUGCUGCGUACCCACCGACCUCAGCCCCAUCGCCAUGCUCUACCUGGACCAGCAUGAGCGUGUGGUGCUCAAGAACUACCAGGACAUGGUGGUGGAGGGCUGCGGCUGCCGGUAGCCUGCUGGUGAUAUGGACGAAAAGAUAAUAGCAAAGGAUGAAAGGAACUGAGAGAGAGAGAGACACUGAGAGAGAGACACUGAGAGAGAGAGAGACACUGAGAGAGAGAGACACUGAGAGAGAGAGACACUGAGAGAGAGAGAGAGGGAGAGAGAGAGAUGGUGAGAUUUAAGAGGCUGGGUGGUUAAAAGCUACCAGGACAUGGUGGUGGAGGAUGGCAGGGGGCACGAUAGACAAAAGGAUAAAAAGGAUGGAAGGAGCUGAGAAAUAGAGAGAGAGAGAGGGAUGGAAUAUGGUCGUGGAAGGCUAUGGCUUCUGGUAGAGCGAGAGACCAAGGAUGAAAAAAGGGGAAAAACUUGGAGAGAGUUGGAGGAGGGAGGAUGAAAAAUGGAAGGAAGGAGCAAAUGAACAAGUGGAGUGGAGUGGAAGGAGAGAAUGAGCAAACAAUGGCGGAGAGCCAGUGACGGAGAAGAGGAUGGGGCAGAGGAAUACAUGGAAAAAGGAGACAAGGCAAUGAGUGGAUCGGAUGGAAUUAUGACAAGGAGCUGAAUAAGACUGAGAUUUGGAUUUACCAGAGUAUAGAGGUGACCAAGUGGAAAAAGUGAGCUUCCUGAAAACACAUGUAAUGCCCAGAGAAGGGGAGGCAGUGUGCAGAAGAAAGACACCUGCAGUUAUCAUCGAGGGACCAAACUUCCAUGGACAAUGUGAACAGUGACCAAGUCUUCUCAUAAUGCCUCACCCAAUGAGACUUGUCUCAGUUUUCAUCCUGGAAACCAAUAAACACAGCUCACCCUCUCUCCCCUACCCCUCUCCUAAUCUCUUUUGCUCUUUCUCUUCUUUUAUUCCACCUCUCUGACUCUCUAGCCUUUCUCCUGCCAUCCAUCCAUCCAUCAUUCGCCUGGAUAAAAGUCCAUCAAUGGCCUGUACUGUGUGUGUUUGUGUGGUGAGAUCCGUGUUUACAUUGCCUUGUAUAGCGUCCUCCACUGCCACUGCCCAACUCCCUUUCUGGCUACAGCCCCCCCCCCCCCAACCUUCCUCUGGCACCAGCAAUCUCAGCUAGGCUAUUCAGUCGUCUCCUCGGAGAUUCCAUGGCGGUUUGAAUGCUUAUUACCGCUGCAACCCAGGGCCUUAACUGGAAAAGAAGAGAGAAAGACACAUAAACAUGAAAACAACAAUAACAAAAAACAAAAUGGCUGCUGAUGACCAGUGUGGAAACUAUCUGCCUGCCUGCAGGACAGUUUACUGCGUUGCUACGGCAGCGAAAUGCAAGCGUUGAAGAAAAAAAAGACUGAGAGGAAGAACAACGAUGACAGCAAAUAUAAACAAAACAACGACAAAACAAACAAAUAAAAUCUGUCAGCUGCAAGCUUUAUGUUAUUCGAUAUUUAAAACCACAACAAUAAUACUGGGAACAGUCUAGGCUGUUGUUUAAGUGUACAGUUGCUUAUUGUUAUUAUUUAAAGAUAACGUUUUUUUCUGUUGUUGAUGAUGAUGUAAUCUUUUGCAGUCAAAGAAUUCACAUUGCUUAUAGAAAAAAAAUAUCAAGAUAAAUACUUAAAAGUGGUCCUAAGAGUAAAUCUAAUUUAAAAGUCUUUACAAAUUCAUUUAUGUAGCCUAUUUAUAUAGCAAAUAAUGGUGUAUGUACUCCUGUAUUGAAGAUGUCUGUCUCUCCGAGCCUUACAGAUGUGCACAGCUUGGCUUCAUCUUUGCAACUCUGUCAGUAUCGCAACACACACCCAACUCAAACAUGGAGUCGUAAUGACUUCAACACUCAUGUUAUCCUCUGAUGAUGUACCACUAGUAUGCAUGUAUGCAUACACGAUUUCAUCUAGUUUGAGACUGCCAGUAUUGUGUGUCUGUGGGAACUAUUAAGCUAUAAGGCAACUCAUACAAUGCAACAGCAUCACACGCAGCUCUAGUGGUUGACUUGUAGCUUCUGAGAGUGUUAAAACAACUCAAUUCUGAGGCAUUUUCAUGUUCACAUAACACAAAAAGCGUGACGUUGAAGAAAUAAAAAAAACAACAACAGUCGCUGACUUGACCGUCAUUUGAGAUAUUUUGGUGGUAUGUCAUCAACAGCUUGUCAGAAAGAGGCAAUAUAAACCAGUCUAUAAAAAGUCGAUACAGUUGACGUUGUCUAAACAUUUGUGUGAUGUGUAAUAAACUAAUCAAGCAAG